GGCAUCGUUGAUGAAGAUGAUGAUAAUGAUAACGAAAAUAAUAGCGAUGACGAAAAUGAUGCAAAUGUUGGUGAUGAUGAUGGAAAUAAUAGUGAUCAUGAAAAUAAUAUAAAUGGCGGUGAUGAUGGAGAUAACGGUCAUGAACAUGAUGGUGAUAAUGCUGCCCCUGGUUUUACGAGCAAUUUGCGGAAAAAUGGGUAG
Gongylonema pulchrum is the source of this 201-nucleotide messenger RNA. The record is from the annotation of a GenBank genome assembly. NCBI's taxonomy places the organism in Eukaryota, Metazoa, Nematoda, Chromadorea, Rhabditida, Gongylonematidae.